AAUCACUCCAUCCAUGCUUUCCAUACAAUCUAACGUAAUUUCACUCUAGGAAAAAAUCAUUUGUAUCUGAAUUUAGUGCAUUUUUCAAAUCGGUUUUAUAAUUUUUAACUUGACACCAGCAACGAAAUAAGUAUGACCACCAUUUUAAGUAAUAAUUCGGACUUGUCAACGAGUAAUGCUGGCAGGGCAGAAUCAGAAGGGAGAUUAUUACAUAUCGCCCACUGGGCUAUUUGGAGCAUGAGAGUGCCUGGAUAUCUUCUCUUCACCGUCGAUAGUGUGGACCCCACAAACGAGCAAGUUUAUCAAAAAACAGCCAACAAUGACAGGACUCAAAAUAUUGUUAAUCAUAUCACAAAUUCAAAAUUAUUUAUUUUCUCUACUUCUUCAGAACAAAAUCAAUUUUAUUCUAGUUCUCAAAAUUUCAAAAUGUUCAACUUAUUGCAUUUCAAGUCUCUUUUGCAGCUGAAUUUGUACGCAAUCUACAUUUCUCUCUGGUUUGCUGCAAGUUUUUCAGUUACAAUGUUUUCUCUUUAUAAAGGUUACGAUAUUCUAAUUCAAUUUGGAAAUGCUGCAAGUCAUGAUAACUUUCAAGUAUUUUCCGAAGUAUCCGAUCGGUUUUUAGCCAUGUCAAACAUAAUUGCAAUGGGAGGAUUUUUAUUAAUUUUCCGUAUAUUUUUUCUAAAGAAAUCUGCAACAUUGCAAUUUUGGAAGAACACUGUGAAUCUGUAUCAUGAAUUUAGACUGAAUUACUUUCAUGACCAAACUUUUGAAGCCCUUCGUGGGGAGUUAAGCAGCGAUGCUUUGUGGCAUUGGCCGAUGGGGAUUCUUCACAGUGGGUGUUGCCUCUUAUUGGGCAUUUAUGCGAACUUCAGACGUGAGGAUAUGAGUGUCGGAACUGUCAUUUCAUGGGUUAUCUGUAUCAUAAUUAUCAACUGUCACAUUGGUCUUACAAUCUGGAUAGGAUUUUUUAUCCGAUUUUAUUCAAUGUGCUUCAGACAAUUGAAGAUGUGCAUAUCAUCAAGCCCUUCAACAUCAUCACCGGAUUUUAUCACACUUUCGAAUGGGAACUUGGAGAUUCUUAAUUCUCCCAACACAAAUAAUUAUGAAAUUCUAGAAAGGCUGAUGGAUCUUUUCGAGCUGGUUUAUGAAAGUGUGGAAAAUUUUAACAAGUUUUACGCCUUUGCCCUGAUUGUGGACAUGUUUAUUGGGCUAAUAAAUGCCCUCGCGACAGUCUACCAGAUAAAUCGGGUGACUUAUGAAAGCAGUCGGGCUUCCUGGGAAGACACGGUCUUCGUUCUUAUCAAAAUCCCGAUGCAUUGCGUCUACGUCCUGCGCCUCUUCUACCUCAUCAAUCUUGGCGAGACCAUGACCACUGAAGGGCUUGGCGUCCUCAGAAGCCUCCAACGCACUAACACCGCCUCAAUCCUAAGUGGAGGAGCUGGAGGUGGGGUGUUACUGGCAAAGAUACAAAUGCUUGUCACGAGAGUGUCCCUUAACCCUCCCAGCGUAUCUCCUGGAAAUUAUUUUCGACUUAGUCGAAGACUUUUGGCUUCAGUGGUCAGCCUUCUCGCAACAUAUUUUAUCGUUUUAACCGAACUUCGGGAGGAAGAUGAAGGUCGCAGUCUCAUCCGCAGCUUAUUAAAGAAUUCGUGUGUUAAUAAUAGUAAUAAAUAAUACCAACCUUGAAAUCUUGUUGUUUCAUAUUUCAGAAUCGUAAUAUUUGAUUAAAAAUGUGUUUUUUGGUUUUGGAUUCAUGACGCAUAUUGGC
This is a messenger RNA of Folsomia candida, 1768 nucleotides long. RefSeq lists its product as uncharacterized. Gene Ontology annotation, biological process: sensory perception of taste. Gene Ontology annotation, cellular component: membrane. The coding region runs from base 133 to 1674 and encodes 513 amino acids. NCBI's taxonomy places the organism in Eukaryota, Metazoa, Arthropoda, Collembola, Entomobryomorpha, Isotomidae. The record is from RefSeq and is a predicted model, not a curated record. The transcript is spliced from 3 exons.